Messenger RNA from Paramecium sonneborni, 340 nucleotides. NCBI's taxonomy places the organism in Eukaryota, Ciliophora, Oligohymenophorea, Peniculida, Parameciidae. The record is from the annotation of a GenBank genome assembly.
AUGGGUUGUUGCCAAAAUUCACUAAGAUGUUCAGAAGAACUAUAUAAAGUACAUGUGAACUUUGAAUUUUCUCCAAAGACUUUGAGUAUGGCUCCUAUAUCUUGCAAUGUAAUCAAAGGAGAUACUGAUGAAAUCAUGGAAGAAAUUAAUUGCUUUGAAUGUACUUGCGAAGAAAAAGGUCUACUUGAAAAGUUCAAAUUAAAUAAUAUUACCAAAACAAAUAGUCUAAAUUUGAAGGAAGAUGUUUUUAUAGAUUUACGAUAAGCUCCUAGUCCUUCUAAGAUAUAAAUGAGCAAUAAGAAUUUAAACAAUAAAUUCAUAGGAAUGCUGUGAAAGAUAC